This is a messenger RNA of Lagopus muta (rock ptarmigan), 4148 nucleotides long. RefSeq names its product spindle and kinetochore associated complex subunit 3 (gene SKA3). Gene Ontology annotation, biological process: mitotic cell cycle; chromosome segregation. The record is from RefSeq and is a predicted model, not a curated record. Gene Ontology annotation, cellular component: outer kinetochore; spindle microtubule. NCBI's taxonomy places the organism in Eukaryota, Metazoa, Chordata, Aves, Galliformes, Phasianidae. Bases 116 to 1528 code for a protein of 470 amino acids. The transcript has 9 exons.
GUGAGUAGGCGCCGUUUCGAAAGCGGCGGCGGGCUCCAGGGUCGAGCGGAGAGCUGCUUGUCGCGACCGUUGCCGUGCGGUCCUUGCGGACCCGCGUCCCUCUGCUCCGCGGGCGAUGGAUGUGUCGAGGGGCUUCUUCGGCAAACUGCGCUCCCUGGCCCUCACGCUAGAGAGGGAGGCGAAGCAGCUGGAGCGGGCGCUGCGCGGGGAGGACGCGGACUAUGAAGAGGAAUCUCCGAUGAGGGUUUUGCACGACCUACACUGCGAAAUCAGGGCUCUGAAGGAAGAUGCUAAUGCUGCUCUUGGCAAGAGUUCCUCUGAAAGGCAAGAAAUUAAUGACUUUAUGAAGGCAAGUGAGAUACUGAUGCAAAGAAAUGCAGCGGAUCUUGCAAAAAUAAGAGAGCUAUUCCAGAAAUACGGCUACAAACCCGUCGAAGUCCCUACAGAGGAGCAACAAGAGGAGGCGAAUGGUGAUUCGAAGGCAUCUGACCAGAGUAAAUCUGAUCAGGAAGAAGCAGAUGAUGCACCUCCUCUUCCUGCCUGUGCUGAGAAUCCUCCUGUGCCCGGAGACCCGCUGCGGAGCCCCCAGCUUUCUGAUUUCGGCUUAUCACAGUAUGCUUUCUCCAGGCCCUGGAGUGCAUUGCAUGGAAAACAACGUGCAGCAAACGCCAGUCAAGAAAAUGCAAAGCACACAACUCCCCAGAAAACGCAGGCCGCCUGUGUUCUGCCCAAAACACCCAAAUGCAUGCUAAAGAUGGAUGACUUUGAGUGCGUUACACCAAAACUGGAACACUUUGGCAUUAAUGAACACACCAUGUGUAUGAAUGAAGAUUACACCAUGGCACUUAUUCAUAAAACUGCCCAGUCAAACAACUUAGUUAAAAAAGGCGACGAUGAAGUGAAUGUAGCAAAAAAGCCACCCAGGGAAAUGGCAGUUACUCCUGAGCCAAAAACAAAAGCAGCAGAUGAGAGCGUUCCAGCAGCAGACUGUAUGGCUUCUCCUAUGAUACCCGUGUUCUGCACACCUGGUGUGAAAAUCCCUCCCCGAGCAGACAGUGCAGCGUUAGCCAAGUCACCAGAAAGAGACAAAGUGCCUCUUCCCAGCCAUGCAGCAACGCCACCACCUCCGGAUUUUGAAGCCAGGUGGAUGACAAGAGAACUUAUGGAAAUGCAAGAGGAGAAGAUCAUGUUGGUGACCAAAAACAAUGCAACAGAGAAACAAAACAUAGAAGACGGCAUUCCUUCUGCUGUGAGCUCUGAUGAGUACCUCAAACAUUUGGGGAACCCAUCUCCUCCCAAAAUAAAACAGUACGACCAUUUACUCAGCACUCCUCCACCUCCAGAAAUAACAAGGAUACCAGAUGAUGUACUACAGAUUCUGUCAAAGUAUAACCAUAAAGUGGACUCUUCUAUAUCUAAGAAAAUGGAGACUAAGGCAGGAGAUGCUGCAGGAUUUGGAAGUGAUUUCAGUGAUUACUGCAACAAAGAGAACAGAGGAUAUCCUGAUUUUUUCAAGUCAGACGUUUGAAAUCAAGCUGAAGACUAUUUCACAUUCAUGGAUCUUAUCACUGAACCAUGGGGAGCUCAAAAAGCAAGAAAGAAAUACUGUGAGGAAGGACCCACAAAAGGAAAAUCCCUUUUUUUUUUUUCUGGGGAAAACUUAAUGUGUAUUAACUUGCUUGAACUAACAAUUGUGUGGUUUAAUUUUGUGAUUAAAAUUAGUAGCAAAGUAGAUUGGGUUUUGGUUGUUCUAAUAUUGCUUCACAGGGGACUACAAUCAUGUAUUAUAUGAUGUAAUACUUCAGAUGUUUCGCUUGAUUCUUGUGUUUGUUGUGUGUGUUCAGAUGCAGUGGUCUGUAGAGAAGUGCAAUUAAACUGUAACACAAGGAAAGUCCAUUAUGCUGCCCAGAAAGGAGACAUCUGUAGGCAGUCUGCUGACACUGCCUGUUUCAGGGCGGAGUUUGCAGUGCAGUGCUUGGACAUAUCUUCAGCAGAACUCUUUGUGUGACGAGUAACUCCCGCCUUACUGCGUUAAAGUACCUCCAGGACAUCUAUCCCUUCUGCAGCACUAAGGCAUAUCAAACAGGUAUUCCUACAUCGUGCUGUCACCUGGCUGAUAGACAGGCUUCUCCUUCAAUUGCAGUUUUCCUGCUUAGGCAUCACAUUGAGAACUAGGCACGCAUUUUCCUCUUAGCACCCUAAUACCUAUAGCCCUAGAAUGUUACUAUCUUGAAUGUGAAGUAAUUGCACAGUAUAUUUUCAAAUGUCACCAAUGAGAUAUCUACUGUUUCUUCCAUUGCUUGGAAGAUUUGCCUGGGGGGUUGCUGUAUUGUCCCCUGCACUGCUGCCACAUGCGUUCUGUAAGUGGUGCUGUUACUUCCAGUCAUGCAAGCACGUCCCUGCAGUAGCACACCAAGCUAAACUUAGAGUUUAGUUUGUUGGGCAAUUUGCUGGUAUCUGGUCACAGCAGCUGGAAUUUUUUCCACCAGAGAUAUUUCUCCUGUCCAAAAGAAAUCCCAACUAUGUAUCCUUCUUUAAAGCUGUUACCUGUGUCAGCUAUUGCUGUGAGUACUGCUCUUACAGCUGCACACAUUCUUCCUGUUGACAGCUAAAAUACUGUUACUUUAGUGUGUGCUUUUCUGAAUUUUCUGAACACAGUUCCACAUUCUUUGAAAUUCCCAGGCAUAAAAACAUCUGGAGCUGCCAGAAAGUAUUUUUCUGGCUGCUUCAAGGGGCUUGGCAUGGCUGAAACAUAGCAAAUACAGAAGCCUUUGUCAUGCUGUCACAGUCACUUUCUGAGAUGAGUGUACAUCACAUUACCGGGAGCAGCUGACUUUUUUUUUUAACCAAUUCUGGCCUGAGCACAGUAUCACUUUUUUUUUUUCUGUCCUAAUUUCUGUUUAAAAAACAUAAUUAAUUUACAUUACUUUUGAAAGCUGAUCAACAUGUUGAAUAACAUUUGUCUGGGAUGGUUUGGGGCUGCUUGGAAAACUAAUCUGCAGUGAAAACACCUGCUGGUCUAACACAACUCUUUCAGAGUGAUCCUUCCAGCACCUUACAAACUAUACCCACCUGAUGGGCUGGAUGCUAGUCACAGAAUGUCAUAGGCCUAACAAAGUACCAAAUAGUCUGUUCUAGGACAGGAAUCUUCCUCUGUCAGCAGCCUCUGCUCAGCCUCCUCUGGGCUGAACAAACCCAGGGACCUGAGCCACAUACCUUGCCCUCUAGACCUUUGCGUCUUUGUUGUCUUCAAUCUCAUAUGACAUGACAGUGGCAUGAGGUUAUGUUUUUGGAGCUACUAAUUGAGUGUUACAAGCUUGUUUGGGGGUUUUUGUUUACAGAACUGUUGAAGUAGUAACACUGUUUGUGCUUACUGCCCUUGUGUAAGGAGGAAUAUUACUGUGAGGUUGAUGCAGUCAGAGCAGCAGAACAAAAGCAAGCUGUGAUUUGUCUUGCCUAGGUUUCAGUAAGAUCUAAGCAGUAUUGUGAGUAUUGGAGAAGGGGGAAGCAGAACUGGAAACAAGCAGCAUACAAAACCCAUCCCUGUUCAGAACCAGCUGGGGAAGGCAGUGGUAGAAUCUCUCAUGCAGCCCUGUGCAUGCAGCCCUGUGAUUGACCAAGCGCUCGGGUACUGCAGCAACAGUGCAUGGAGCCUUGGGGCUGCAGGAGCUCAAGGCUCUCCCUGAGCUCCCUAAGGAGAAAGGCAUGUCCUUAUGUCGCAUUAGAGUCAGGAAUCCCGCAGAAGUGACACAUUAUGGGUUGUUUUGUUGUAGUGUGAAUCCAGAAACAGCACUGGAGUGUCGGUGCAGUUUGAAUACGCAGUAGCUAAGUGAGCCUUGGUUUUGGAAGAGCCAGUCUUCAUCUGGUAACAGGCAUAUUUGACUCAGAGUCUGAGCUGUGCCUAAUCCACAACAUAGGGCUGCUCCCACUAGCUGCUGUUUCACCACUUCUCUUGCACAGAAAGUACAGGUUGUGCAGUUGUGUGGUUGUUACCACCUGCUGAGCCACUGAAAGACUGAUAGAUUUUGUUUCCUCUUCUAGUUUCCCUCCCAGUGGAAAUCAGUAAUCUCAAAUUCAGCUCUUGGCUGCUUGACUGCUACAUCAGAUGCACGGGAAGGGUGAGCAUGGGAUCACAUCAUCUAGCAGUA